AGCCUUCCCCUUCCUUCAUAUUCUCUCUAUCACUUUUCACAUUUCGUUUCGGGUGCUGCUGCAUCUCAAAAAUUGGGUUGUAUCAGAGGUUUAGUAAUGGGUUUAGCAUUCACGGGCAACAGCGGAGGAAGCAUGAGGUACUCGCCCACCCUCUCAAGCCCACAGUCGCACUCGCACUGCUUACCUUCUCCUCUACUCUUCCACUCUUCUCUCCCGCAGCGCUUCAACCUACACUCCAUGGCGGUGAAGCCAAUCAAAAGGGUUUGUUGCGAGCUCCAAGCCAAAGUCAAUGGCGCUCUUUCCGCCGACUCCGACCCCCGUUUCAUCGACCGGCAAAAAGCACUGGAAGCGGCAAUGAAUGAUAUAAAUAGCUCAUUUGGGAAGGGAAGUGUUACAAGAUUAGGAAGUGCCGGUGGAGCUCUGGUUGAAACUUUUCCCAGUGGCUGCUUGACAUUAGACCUUGCCUUAGGUGGUGGCCUUCCAAAAGGGAGAAUUGUGGAGAUAUUUGGACCAGAAAGUAGUGGAAAAACCACUCUAGCACUCCAUGCAAUUGCAGAGGUGCAGAAACUUGGAGGAAAUGCUAUGCUUGUUGAUGCAGAACAUGCUUUUGAUCCAGCAUAUUCAAGAGCAUUGGGAGUAGAUGUAGAAAAUUUGAUUGUUUGUCAGCCUGAUCAUGGUGAAAUGGCACUUGAGAUUGCAGAUCGUAUGUGCAGAUCUGGUGCCAUUGAUCUUAUCUGUGUUGAUUCUGUCUCGGCACUCACUCCACGAGCAGAGAUUGAAGGUGAGAUAGGGAUGCAGCAAAUGGGUUUGCAAGCACGUCUUAUGAGCCAAGCUUUGCGCAAAAUGUCAGGAAAUGCAUCUAAAGCUGGAUGUACACUAAUAUUUUUAAAUCAAAUCAGAUAUAAGAUCGGUGUAUAUUAUGGGAAUCCGGAAGUGACAUCUGGAGGAAUUGCAUUAAAAUUCUUUGCCUCAGUUCGGCUUGAAAUACGUUCUACAGGGAAGAUAAAGUCUGUAAAGGGAGAUGAAGAAAUUGGGGUUCGGGUUCGUGUAAGAGUAGUAAAGAGUAAGGUUUCGAGGCCAUACAAACAAGCUGAAUUUGAAAUUGUUUUUGGAGAGGGAGUUAGUAAAUUGGGUUGCAUAUUGGAUUGUGCUGAAGCAAUGGAUGUAGUAGUGAGGAAGGGUUCUUGGUAUAGCUAUGGGGACCACAGGUUAGGACAAGGAAGAGAUAAAGCAUUGCAGUACUUGAGAGAGAACCCUCUUCUUGUUGAUGAAAUGGAGAAGAUAGUUCGCUCCAUGAUGACAGAUGGAACUGGACAAGUAGGCUCAUUUCAGACAAGUAACUUGUCACUUGCCCAACAGGAUGAACAUGAUUUCGAGGAUAUCCAAUGAGGAGAAAUGGAUUUCAGUGUUUUCACUGUCUUCUGUUCUGGAUCAAGGCAAAAGAAGUUACGGAAACCACAAAGAAACAGCACCAGUUUGCUCCACUCUACGCAUCAAAUGCAAGACUCGGGAUAUUUGACAAGUUGACAUCAGUUUCUGCCUGAUCCUGGUUCAGUUCCAGAGGUGGGGCGGGUGAUGGGUUUUGUUUCGAACUAACAGGCUUAGGUUAUUUCCAUUUGAGUUGUUAUGUCGUUGAUCUGAUACCAUUCAUCAAGUAUUGCUUUUAACGUUCAAAGCAUGCCCUUGAUUUGUAUUUCUUUGAUGCCUAACUUGAACUAGGCAUUGGUAAUGACUCAAACCUUACCGUAUUGUAUGCAAACUAAAAAUCGUCUGUCAAGUAUACAGUUCAUCAA
Messenger RNA from Pyrus x bretschneideri (Chinese white pear), 1793 nucleotides. Its product is annotated as DNA repair protein recA homolog 1, chloroplastic. Lineage: Eukaryota; Viridiplantae; Streptophyta; Magnoliopsida; Rosales; Rosaceae. The transcript has 13 exons. Gene Ontology annotation, biological process: DNA repair. The record is from RefSeq and is a predicted model, not a curated record. The coding region runs from base 97 to 1389 and encodes 430 amino acids. Gene Ontology annotation, molecular function: ATP hydrolysis activity; ATP-dependent DNA damage sensor activity; ATP binding.